Messenger RNA from Musca vetustissima, 914 nucleotides. It is a transcript of the gene Drice, whose product is annotated as caspase. The transcript has a single exon. Gene Ontology annotation, biological process: proteolysis; apoptotic process. Lineage: Eukaryota; Metazoa; Arthropoda; Insecta; Diptera; Muscidae. Gene Ontology annotation, cellular component: cytoplasm. The coding region runs from base 45 to 914 and encodes 289 amino acids. The record is from RefSeq and is a predicted model, not a curated record.
GCUACUACAGUGGUGGCUACAACAAUGCGGGAAAUCAACAUCAGAUGCAGCAAGGUGCUAUAGCCCAAUUGGCGAACAAAGGUUUCGGCGGCACAUCUACAACAAAUUAUACUGCGAGGAUGCCUACUGACCGCCAUGCUGUAGAGUACAACAUGCGUCAUAAGAAUCGGGGACUGGCCCUAAUUUUCAAUCACGAGCAUUUUACUGUGCAAACACUGAAAUCGAGAUCGGGCACAAAUGUUGAUUGUGAAAAUCUGGCCAGGUGUCUCAAACAACUUGACUUUGAUGUGCAAAUUUAUAAAGAUUUAACACUGAAGGAACUUAUACGUCAUGUUGAGUGGGCAGCAAGCCAAGAUCAUACUAACAACGAUUGUAUAUUGGUGACGAUUCUUUCACACGGCGAAUUAGGCUACAUUUACGCCAAGGACACUCAAUAUAAACUGGACAGUAUAUGGAGUUAUUUCACAGCUCAACACUGUCCUACAUUGGCGGGGAAGCCUAAACUAUUCUUUAUACAGGCUUGCCAAGGUGAUCGUCUGGAUCCUGGAGUAACAAUGAAACGUGCAGUGACUCAAACUGACGGUGAGUCAUCGAUGAGUUAUAAAAUACCAGUACAUGCCGAUUUUCUUAUCGCAUACUCAACUAUACCUGGUUUUUAUUCGUGGCGUAAUACAACCCGAGGAUCUUGGUUUAUGCAGUCAUUGUGUGCUGAACUCACAGCGAAUGGAAAACGGUACGAUAUACUGACUUUACUUACGUUUGUUUGCCAACGCGUUGCCGUCGAUUUUGAGUCCUGUACUCCUGAUACACCAGAUAUGCACCAACAGAAGCAAAUACCGUGUAUAACAACAAUGCUUACACGAAUACUACGAUUCUCCGAAAAGAAUCCAGCAGUACCAGCUGCCAGAGUUUAA